Messenger RNA from Amorphotheca resinae ATCC 22711, 3203 nucleotides. RefSeq lists its product as hypothetical. The record is from RefSeq and is a predicted model, not a curated record. Gene Ontology annotation, cellular component: cytoplasm; membrane. The transcript has 5 exons. The coding region runs from base 13 to 2970 and encodes 985 amino acids. Lineage: Eukaryota; Fungi; Ascomycota; Leotiomycetes; Helotiales; Amorphothecaceae. Gene Ontology annotation, biological process: phosphatidylinositol-mediated signaling; phosphatidylinositol phosphate biosynthetic process. Gene Ontology annotation, molecular function: 1-phosphatidylinositol 4-kinase activity.
CAAUCUUUUCCAAUGUCUUGGUCCUUGUUGAGGAGAUUCCUCGAUAGCGAUGUCUUCAACGAGGACCCCUUUCUCUCUGUAGCCUACCUCUCACGUUAUGCGGAACAUGUGGGAAUCACCUACGUUCUCUGCUCAAAGUUGCGACACUUCAGCUAUGAAGAGAUUGAGUUCUUUCUGCCGCAGUUAUGUCAUCUCAUCGUGAGCGUCAACAAUGAGUCCAUGGCUCUGGAGGAAUUUAUACUGGAUCUGUGCGAGGAGUCUGUGAAUGCGGCGCUGCUUACAUUCUGGUUAUUCCAAACCUAUCUACACGACCUCGCCGGAAAUCCACAAUCAGAUUCUUUCAAGACCUGUAGGAGGAUAUAUAAUAAAGUGCAGCAUAUUGUUUUUGGAGUGUCGGAGCUUGCAAGGACCGAGAAGAUCAAGGAGAAUGUGCUCCCAGUUACGGUGCUUGCGAGCUUGGUUAUGGCGAGCGCUGCUGUGCCAUUCCUUCCACGAUGGGCCGGUCCCCUAGCCAUUGCCCAGGCGCGCAGACCUCAGUCAAGUGGAGAUGUCAUAUCGGACCCGAGCCAGGUGGGAAGGAUUGUUCGCAGCCACACAGUGACGCCGGGGUCGACAAGGACGAAGAAGUCAAAGGAGGGUUCACGGAUAACGAGCGCUCCCAAUACUUCCUCGCCUUUUGAUCGCCGUCCAACGUUGACUAGACCCUCGUCCCAUGAUGGACUACAAUCUCCCACUCCAAGUCGAAGGAGCGCAUUAGAAGCUCGACGGCCACCACAUCUCAACCUGCAAGAAGCUGAUCCUCAACUCAGUUCCUCCUCUCUUCCACUCCUUGAUUCGCGCUCCCCAAGAGUGGUACCAAGACCAUCUCCCCCUGCUACUGCUGGGCUUAUACGUCGAGCCACCGAAUUUCCAAGCAGAAGGCGUGUCCAGCCAUCGCCGAGACCAUUAACUCCAUCUGUGUUAAGCGAUUCUCAAAAGAUCAAAUUGCUACGGCAAAACUAUUUCCGCUGCGAAACACAAUUCAUAAACGCUCUGGAGGAUAUAUCGAAUCGUCUGGUAAUUGUUCCUAAACAAGCGCGUCUUAGUGCGUUGCGCGCCGAGCUUGCUCUUAUUGCCCAGGACUUGCCGGCUGAAGUCGAUAUACCCGUUAUUUGUCCUGCAACAUUGGUGGACGGGGCACCAGGUAAAAGUCGACACCACCGAAUCGUGCGCUUAAACCCUGCUGAGGCAACGGUCUUGAACAGCGCGGAGAAAGUCCCAUACCUGCUGAUGGUGGAAGUACUAAGAGAUGAUUUUUCCUUCGAACCAGAUACCCCGGAUAAUGAGAGAUUACUGCGCAAGCUCCUUUCCGAGCAAGGAACAGGCCGCAGGCGCAUUUUUGAUCUUUCGGAAUCUCCACGUAUACCACAUGAAAACGAGGUUAAGGUCACUGAAACUCCGCCUGAUAGCGUUUUUGAGCCUGUAUCUGGGGACCUGGGAAGUUCUCCACUAAUCAAGUCUUUUUCCGAUGGCCCUCUGUCGAAGGAAACCGCUUCAAUGCCUCAUCUGCCUCGACUGUCGAGUGGUACCACAACGCUGUCCACUCUCUCUGGGCUCGCGACUCCUAGAACCUCUGGAGCAUCAACCUCGCGAUCAAACAGCCCGGGCCGGAAAAUGACUCUUCCCAAAUCUGGUAGACAUGGCGCAGCCGAUCAGCCAGAUUUCUCUGCGUUGGCCACUCACAUGCGGACUGCAUCACAAAUGCUGGCGCAGCUCGAGUCGACAAGCGGGAAGCGGCCUAAGAGUGAGGUCGCUGCAAUUCGAGCAAGGAUUAUUGCUAGCAUGCAAAGCUUAGAAGAACAGAGCUUUGAGUUAGAAGAUACCUCACAAGCCCCUGGUCCUACAUUUGAAAUGAUUAUGGCGAAUGCGAAUGCCGCUGCAGCGACUGUGGGACCCGACGAUAUUGGGGAAGAGACGGCCGAUUCUACGCUGAAUGCUGGUGCAGGAGCUGCUCGUAUGGAGAACGACCAGAAGACUGGUGGAGUACGAAGAAAAGGUGACAGAGACGACCCUAGCGCUGCAACUUUUGGAGAAGCUUGGCAUGACAAAAAGGAGCGGAUUCGAAAAACCUCCCCCUAUGGCUGGAUGAAGAACUGGGAUGUCCUCAGUGUUAUCGUCAAGACAGGGGCUGAUCUGAGGCAAGAGGCAUUUGCUUGCCAACUUAUUCAAGUUUGCGAUAAGAUCUGGAAGGACGCAAAGGUCCCUGUCUGGGUUAAGCGGAUGCGGAUCUUGGUCACUGGGGAAUCUUCUGGCCUCAUCGAAACUAUCACUAAUGGAGUCUCCCUACACUCCCUCAAACGGAGCUUGACGCUCGCUACAAUUGAAGCUGGCCAGAAUCCUCGAGGACGAAUUGCUACACUGAAAGAUCAUUUCGUCAAAACCUUUGGGCCAGUGGAUAGUGACGCCUACAAGGCGGCAGAAGAUGCUUUCAAGCGGUCUCUUGCUGCAUACAGUAUCAUCUCCUACAUUCUACAACUUAAAGACCGCCAUAAUGGCAAUGUUCUCAUUGACAAUGAGGGCCACAUCAUUCAUAUUGAUUUUGGAUUCAUGCUGUCCAAUUCCCCAGGCUCUGUUGGUUUUGAGGCUGCGCCUUUCAAAUUGACACAAGACUAUGUCGAUGUCCUCGGAGGGGUUGGAUCACCGGCAUUUGAAGACUACAAGAAAUUAUGCAAGCAGGCUUUCCAAGCUCUUCGGCGAUCUGCGGAUUACUUAAUUGACUUGGUCAGCAUAAUGGGGAAGGGUUCGAAUAUGCCUUGCUUCUCAUAUGGCGUGCAACAAGCAACCAAUAGCUUGCGGCAACGAUUUCAAUUACAGCUCAGUGCAGACGAUGCAGAGCAGUUUGUGGAGACAGAUUUGAUUGGCAAGUCCUUGGGAAGCUACUACACACGACUUUACGACACAUUCCAAUAUCGCACUCAGGGUAUAUAUUAGGUGGCUUUUCGUGAAAAGCGGGUGCAUCUUAAGCGGCGUUGGAUAUCUGGCAUCUAGACGGGUUAAUGACAGUCCGGGGGAAAUCCUCCUGUGAUCUAGUUUUUGUUGUGGGUGUAUAGUUCAUGCUCCUUGGCGCAUUGUUGUGUCUCCAGUAUACUGCAUGCUACUUACUUGCCUAGUAGCCGUUUUAGACGCUAUCAUAAGUAUGAUCAUACUCUACCACCCUAUCGUCU